Meriones unguiculatus (Mongolian gerbil) is the source of this 3867-nucleotide messenger RNA. It is a transcript of the gene Trim59, whose product is annotated as tripartite motif containing 59. Gene Ontology annotation, biological process: cilium assembly. The transcript has 2 exons. Lineage: Eukaryota; Metazoa; Chordata; Mammalia; Rodentia; Muridae. The record is from RefSeq and is a predicted model, not a curated record. Gene Ontology annotation, molecular function: zinc ion binding. The coding region runs from base 1144 to 2355 and encodes 403 amino acids. Gene Ontology annotation, cellular component: centrosome; intraciliary transport particle B; cilium.
AUUAUUAAAAAAAAAAAAGGCUCAGAUCGCUAUUAACAUUCCUAUUGAUUAGAUACUAUUUCUGACCUUAUAGGCAGCUUACAUUCUAAUGCAUAAUAUAAAUGCUAUAAAAUUGAAGUAAAAAUGUCUAUUCAGUUAAAUAUAGAGGCACCUGAUCUAGGGAAGCAACAGUCGUGCAGAUGGUGGCUAAAGAGCUAAGGGCUUAACAGAUUUAAAGGGGUUUAAAAGAACAAUUAGUUACUUCUAAUGCUAUUGCUACAAACUUUUUUUUUUUUUGGUGAUGUUGGCAAAUGAAUACAGGACAUCAUGCAUGCUAGACACCAUACUCUACUACUGAGCUGUAUUCCCAGCCCUGUUUUUAUAAACUUUUAAUUUGGAACUGGUUUAAUAUAGUAUUUGUCAGCCUUUAAUAACAUGAAUAACAUCUAGGGUUUUGUUUAUGGUUCUUUAAACAGUGAUGUACUUGAUUUUUUUUUUUCUUUCUCCUGCUAAAGGCUAGGCAGUUUUUGAAGAUUAUGGCUUGUAUUGUGAAUGAUACCAAGAAAAACUAAAAGUGGGCUAUGAAACUGCCAUCCUCUGGAAAUAUUAGUAGCUUAUGGAGGUCCCUCAGCUGUUAGUCUCUGAACUAUUGCUGUUUUUUCUGUUUUAGGGAAAUUCUCAAAACACACUGUAAAAAGAGGCUUUAGUUACAUGGGUAUCUCUCUGUUGUAGGGCAACUACGUGCAGGUCCCGGGAAAGUGUCGGAUACCCUGGGGCUGGUUUUAUAGGUGGUUGUAAGCUUGCUAAUGUGCUGAGAACUGAAUUCUGGUGUUCUGGAAGAACAAGUUUCAGUCAUAACCACUGGGGCAUUGCUUCAGCCUCUCAAACAUUUUAAAUGAGUGGUAUCCUUUAUUUUAUUAUUUAGAUUCUCAUUUUACAAUCAGUGUCACCAUAGUCAACUCUCAUCUUCCCAACUGAUUUUUUAUUGCAAAGGCUAAUUAUAAUUACAACUUUUUUCUGUUUCAAAUCUUCAAGUUAAAAUUAUCACUUUAAGGGGCUGCAGAGAUGGCUCAAUGCUUAAGAGCACUGUUGGUCCUGAGUGGAAUUCCCAAUAACCACAUGGUGGCUGAUAGCCAUCUAUAAUGAUGGCGCCCUCUUCUGGAAAUGCACAAUUUUGAGGACGAGUUAACGUGUCCCAUUUGUUAUAGCAUCUUUGAAGAUCCUCGUGUACUGCCAUGCUCACAUACGUUUUGUAGAAACUGUUUGGAAAAUGUUCUUCAGGCUUCCGGAAACCUGUACAUAUGGAGACCUCUGAGAAUUCCACUCAAGUGUCCUAACUGUAGAAGUAUUAUUGAAAUUGCUUCAACUGGCAUAGAAUCCUUGCCUGUAAAUUUUGCAUUAAGGGCAAUUAUUGAAAAGUACCAGCAAGAAGAUCACCCAGAUGUUGUCACCUGCCCUGAACAUUUCAGGCAACCAUUAAAUGUUUAUUGUCUAUUAGAUAAAAAAUUAGUUUGUGGCCAUUGUCUUACUAUAGGCCAACAUCAUGGCCAUCCUAUAGAUGACCUUCAAAGUGCCUAUCUGAAAGAAAAGGAUACACCUCAGAAAUUGUUUAAACAGUUAACCGACACACACUGGACAGAUAUCACUCGUCUUAUUGAAAAGCUUGAAGAACAAAAAUGUCAUUCUGAGAAAAUGGUUCAAGGUGAUAAGGAAGUCGUUCUGCAGUAUUUUAAGGAGCUUACUGAUACAUUAGAACAGAAAAAGAAAAUAUUUUUGGCAGCUCUCUGUGAUGUUGGCAAGAUGAUUAAUCAAGAGUACACUCCACAGAUUGAAAGAGUGAAAGAGAUAAGGGAACAACAACUUGAGUUAAUGACAGAGACUACAUCUUUACAAGAUGAGUCUCCACUUAGAUUUCUUGAAAAAAUUGAUGAUGUCCGCCAACGUGUGCAGAUGUUGAAAGAAAGACCACUUCCUGAGGUUCAGCCGGUUGAAAUUUAUCCCAGAGUAAGCAAAGUAUUAAAAGAAGAGUGGAGCAGAACAGAAAUUGGACAUAUUAAAAAAGCUGUCAUUCCUGAAAUGAAAAUUUCUUCAAAAAGGAUGCCUUGUUCCUGGCCUGAUAAGGAUGAAAAAGAAAUCGAAUUUUUUAAAAUUUUAAACAUUGUUAUAGUUUCACUAAUUUCAGUGAUAUUAAUGUUGAUACUCUUUUUCAACCAUUACAUAAUAACUUUCUUAAAUGAAAUCACUUCAGUAUGUUUCUCUGAAGUCUCUCUGUCUAUUUACCAAAGUUUAUCUAAGAAUUUAUAUGACUUUAAAAAUAUGUUAUGUUACACUUUAGAUCUGCUAAAGGAAUUCAUGUGGAAAAUAGUUUCUCGUUGAAAACCUCAACACUUUUAAGUGGUCUUUAUUCUGUACAGCAGAGGCUAACCAUUCCUAGAUGGAAAAGUCAGGGUAGCAUAAGUAGCAACUAUAGUUACAACGAAUAUAUAGAAAUAUGACAAACUUUCCAUGGUUGGGUAGAAAUGCUGUAAGAAAUGAGACUUACCUGAAAGAAUUCAAAUCAUUAGAAAAUUUUAAAUUUUGGUUCAAAUAUUAAUACCUUGUUUUUUAUUGGCUUGAUAGUGUUUUAAAUAUUCUGUUUAACAAGGACUUUUUGUUACAUGCUACAGUGGUUAACUUUGCAGUUCUAUGUAUAUGUAGAUCUUAAAAAAAAAAAAAGAUCCUUAGGGUCCACAUAGCGAUUUCGAUGUGAUUUGAAGCUUUUCAAUGUAUAGAUGGAGGUGGUAAAAGUAAUUUUAAAUGUCUGGGCCAGGAUUGCUCAAGUCUUUUUUUGGUCAAAUCUGAAUGAGCAUUCAUCCCCAAUAGCACUACUACUUUUGGAUAAGUUUUAGGUGUCUAGUGCGCUGAGUUUAAUGGCUGAAGAGGUCACUGUCAGCCUGGAUAUAGUGAGGUCUCAAAACCAACCAACCAACCAAAAAGGCCUGGUUCCAGAGCCCCUGCCUGGUCUACUGGCUCCAGCAUCACAAAGCAAAACAAGUAUGUAUUUUGGUUUUGUAGGGUUUUAGUCUUAUUCACAGAUAAAAACUAUGAGACAUGAACAUUAGGACAAUCAUGUUGAUGUGAUUCACUUGAUAUCAUGUGACCUAUAUUUGUCUUAAAAUAUAGCCUAAGUGCUGAAAAUUACAAGUAUGAGACACUAUAAAGAGCUCAUUAAGUCAGAACCAUUAAUUUUGCUCCCUUAAUAGAACUUUGGUUCACUAUCAUUGAAAACUUGAACACAAACUGAUUUCUUUUCCAGAAACUCCAAAUGGGUUAGAAUCACCACCCCUGGGGACCUCAUUCCAAAGAUCAGAUUAGGGAAUACUAUUACACUUAUUGAUUCCAUAUAGAGAAAAGCUGUGUUCAAGGUGAAGUUUUAUCACUGUCAUUAGGUCCACUUAGCAGCAUCAAGAUUUUAUCCAGCACUACUACUAAUAGAGGUGAAAGAAAAUGAAGUUCAGUUCUUAACAGAUACAUACAUCAUGAGCACUAUUUUUCAGUAUAAAUAUUAGCAAAGAAUGUUAGCUAAGACAUUUUUCAAGGGGUUAACAACUUUGUGUAGAUGAGGAAACAAAACAAUGAAGUGCCAUAUUAGCAGGUGGAAGAACUCAUUCUUCUCUGUAUAUUAUGCUUAUAAUUUCAGCCUAAAACACAUGCGUAUUACCUUAUGGGCUUGACAGUUUUUAGUACACAAACCACCUUUUAUGUUGUCUGGAAAGAGUAAUUAAGUAUUGCUUAUUUUUACUAGGAGGUUGAGAUUAUGCAAUUUAAAGUGCAUGUUUGGGAAUUCUGGGUUUUAUGUGUAACAAUAUAUUUUAAUAAACUUGAUAUUUUAUUGAAUGGCUUAGAAAA